CAACAAACAACCCAUCUUUCUUUGUCCGAGUCUGCUGCAACCAUGUCAGUCAUCGAAAAUAUCUACAAACCGUGCCGCCGUCCUGAUCCUGAAGAAGCACCCGCUCAUAUAAAAGUGGCUUCCAAGGAUUAUCCUAAGGGAAAGGCACUCCCAGAAAAUCUCAAACUUGAUCGUGAACGUCUAAAGGACUUCUCAUAUGACAAGCCUUACAAGUUAUUCUAUGGGUUCGGAGUAAACCUUCAGGACUUCAUUGAGUAUCACCAGAAGCACAAUCUUCCCAAACCACCUCCUACCACUAAGCUAUCAAUUGUGAGACAGUGUAUGGUACACCAAGUGCUGGAAGACCUACAGAAGCAUUGUGACUUUGACUGGUUCGAACUGCACUUGGCCAUGGCAGUGGAAUACAAGUACAUAUUGGUCAUCUAUGAUUCUUACACCUUUGACCGUGCAGAAAUGGAAGAUGCCAUUGAACAAGAAAUUUACGAGGUCUUGAGGGACAGAAUGGAGGUCUGUAAGAACCAAGAACCGCGGUGGUUCCGUACCUUCUACGAUAUCUAUCAUUAGCAUUCAAACUUCACUGGUUCUAAAUAUUUUGACCAUGUUAUUAUCAAUGUUAUGUAUAUUGUCUCGAUUGCUUAUUCCCCUCUGAUCUAUUUUCACUGAACAUUUGUUAC
This is a messenger RNA of Lentinula edodes (shiitake mushroom), 674 nucleotides long. RefSeq lists its product as uncharacterized. The record is from RefSeq and is a predicted model, not a curated record. Bases 43 to 564 code for a protein of 173 amino acids. The transcript has 3 exons. Lineage: Eukaryota; Fungi; Basidiomycota; Agaricomycetes; Agaricales; Omphalotaceae.